Haliotis rubra (blacklip abalone) is the source of this 2246-nucleotide messenger RNA. RefSeq lists its product as uncharacterized. Bases 77 to 1795 code for a protein of 572 amino acids. NCBI's taxonomy places the organism in Eukaryota, Metazoa, Mollusca, Gastropoda, Lepetellida, Haliotidae. The transcript is spliced from 19 exons. The record is from RefSeq and is a predicted model, not a curated record.
AUCAAUAAACGUUAAAACCACCCGUGAUAUUACAGUUAGAUAGGGUUUGCAUUUCUUGUUUCGUUCUCAGUAGAUUAUGUAUUCUGUAUUCACCAUGUUCAAUAUAUCCCAUUCAAAACAAUUUUAUUUCAAAAAAGAUCCUGCCAGUGUGGAAGAACUGAAGAUGCGGUUACAGACUUCAGAGAAGGAAGUACACGAGAUGGAGAAACAACUCAGUGGUCUGCACAAUGAUAAGUGGAAAAGGCAGAUGGAGUACCAGUUCUGGGAAGUAGAUGCACUGAAGUUAUUGGAUUUGAUGCAAAAUCUUGAUGCUUCAAACGUUCUCAGAUGGACCCUCACGGCUGAGCCGUUAAAGAAGGGAUUAUCAGUUGAGGAUGAGCAGGGUGAUCGGCAGGGUGAUCGUCGAACACUGAUGAUGAAGCUCCGGGACAGAAUUGAAAACCAGGAGGACCUUUUUGUAAUUUUAAGAUCGGAAGUCCUUGAGAAUAGGGAGAAGCUUAUCUGGCUCCAGGACAGAGAAGUAACUCUUGACAAGGAUCGCCACAAGCCAUCAGCCGUCGAUGUUUCAGCAUCUGAACCUACAGAACAGUUCAUUGAAGAAAAGCCUAAGGGGUUCUUCAGCAAGGCAUUAGGAUCUCUUCGAAAAAAAGUGACGGGAAUCCAGAAGAGGAAGAAAUAUUCUGGACAAAAGCCCAAACCGCCUUUGAUGGACAGUGUUCCACGUGCCUCUCUGGUGGACUAUGCUUCUGUUACACCAUCAAUGGACUCACUAAAGGAAUCGGUUUCUGAGACAUCACUGGAGGAUGGUGAAUCUCUUAGUUCACAGGUCUCCCCAGAGGAUUUAUCUUUGCUCGUCUCGUCAAUAAGAUCAGGCUCUCAGAUAACAACACUGGAGGAAACUCAUGAGUGUUCUGAGGAUGUUGAGAAGAUUACAGAAGACCUGGAUAUCGUUGAAAAGCCUUUGAUGGACAGUGUUCCACGUGCCUCUCUGGUGGACUAUGCUUCUGUUACACCAUCAAUGGACUCAGAGGAUUUAUCUUUGCUCGUCUCGUCAAUAAGAUCAGGCUCUCAGAUAACAACACUGGAGGAAACUCAUGAGUGUUUUGAGGAUGUUGAGAAGAUUACAGAAGACCUGGAUAUCGUUGAAAAGGAGAAGGACAACAAAAUUAUGCAGCUUAGUCCUCUAUAUACAGCUGAGUGGCAAAACACAGUACGUUACUUGAGCCGAAACAUUGGCAGCCUGUCAAUGUUUAAAGAGCAACGGUCAAGACUUGAUACGACUGAUUAUGAAUGCCAUGACCAUCCGCUGUUCGGAGGUUCUUCUGAGAUACCAACUGACUUCCCAGGUACUGACAUUCAAAGGAAACAAAAACAGACAAGUCAUGUUCUGCAAAUACGGCAGUUUCAACAGGGAAAACUUGGCAGAACACCUCUGUACGCAAUCCUUGGAAGAAUGAUUGCAGAGGAUAAGGUAGCCAUAGCUUCCAUGGAAGGAAGUCUUCUGUCUAUGGAGCAAGGUGGUCGACUUGUCUACGUUAUUGGAACUCCUGUUUUGUGUCCUAAACUACAUCUGGACGCCGCACGAGCAAACACAAUGUGGUGCCACGUAACUUCAGACGGUGAUUUGAUCAACUCACAGUCCCACACACCGUCAGAUCAGGAGAGGCACAGGUUACAGGUGUAUCGUGGGACCUGUACUUCCACCCCCAUCCCCCUUUAUCCACCCCAUCCACUCUCACCCCAGGAUACAGCACAUCUAGAUACUGGGAGACACUCACCAGGGAGGGUGCGGUGAGGGGAGGUGUGUGGUGGUGGCCUUUUCUGGAGAUGGGGGUGAGUGAGGCAGGACAGGUGGACAGGGAGCGGUGGGUUUCUGAUCAGCGUCGCUCCUGGUGUGUCAGUGUAGGGGACUGUUACAGACACGAGGGAAGAGUCUGUACCACGGUGUACAGGGAGGGUGAGCAGGGCGAGUGUCAGCAGAACACCAUGUCCUACACUCCCGGCACACAGCCCACCCUCCGCUAUGGCGUUGUGCUGGAUGUGGCGAGGGGAAGACUCGCAUUUAUCGACUUGAACAGAGAGAUUGUUUUAGCCAAGUUUGACGAGAUGUUCACGGAAGACCUGUACCCCAUGUUUGCUGUUUGGCCGCUGCCAAAUCCCACCACUGUCAACAUGAAGCUGGUCAGCGGUGAGGACAUCGACAUCACUGACACAAAGAAGUCUCUGAUUCACGAUGCGCUGACAUA